Messenger RNA from Saccostrea echinata, 641 nucleotides. Its product is annotated as H/ACA ribonucleoprotein complex subunit 1-like. The transcript has 7 exons. NCBI's taxonomy places the organism in Eukaryota, Metazoa, Mollusca, Bivalvia, Ostreida, Ostreidae. The coding region runs from base 9 to 641 and encodes 210 amino acids. Gene Ontology annotation, cellular component: box H/ACA snoRNP complex. Gene Ontology annotation, biological process: snoRNA guided rRNA pseudouridine synthesis; ribosome biogenesis. The record is from RefSeq and is a predicted model, not a curated record. Gene Ontology annotation, molecular function: box H/ACA snoRNA binding.
UGUGAAGAAUGUCCAGAGGAGGAUUCAAGAGUAAUUAUGGAGGGGGUGGAAGAGGAGGCGGGGGUUUUAGGGGAGGAGGAAGAGGAGGAGGAUUCCGGGGCGGUGGAGGAAGAGGUGGGGGGAGAGGAGGAUUUGGAAACAAAUAUGACCAAGGCCCUCCAGAAACAGUUAAAGAGCUUGGGGAGUAUGUCCACCCUUGUGAAGAUGAUCUGGUCUGUAUCAGCACUAUAGAGGAUGUUCCACAUUUCAAUGCUCCUAUUUUUCUAGAAAACAAACAACAAAUUGGUAAAGUGGAUGAGAUCUUUGGUUCUAUCAGAAAUUUUUACUUCUCUGUAAAAUUAUCAGAAAAUAUGAAAGCAAAAUCUUUUUCCAAGAGCACAAAGUUAUUUAUAGAUCCCUACAAGUUGUUACCACUACAGAGAUUCCUUCCUAAGCCCCCGGGGUCAGGAGGAGGGCGAGGUAGAGGGGGAGGAAGAGGAGGAGGGGGGCGUGGUGGGGGCAGAGGACGAGGAGGUGGGCGAGGAGGUGGUGGUGGUUUCCGGGGUCGCGGUGGAGGGGGAGGGUUCAGAGGUCGUGGGGGAGGAGGAAGGGGUCGAGGGGGAUUUAGGGGGAGGUCAGAUGCAGAUUAUGUCAAUAAAUGA